AUGCUGUCAACCCACCAUUCAUACUCGCCCGAGUUUGGCAACGGCACCUUCAUCGCCCACGGCUACAUGCCAUCGCAGCACAUGUCGCACUCUGGCCUGGACACGCUGGCGGAGGGUUCACAGUAUGCGCUGCAGCAAUUACAACAGCAGCAACAACAGCAGCAAGCGCAACAGCAGGGCGUGCAGUCGCUAAACAGCUCGAAGCCGCCAAUGAGACACCGGGAAAGCUUUGAUGGCGUGAGUGUUUCCGGCAUGGCGGACGCCCGCAGAGAAUCCGUGAGCAUCAGUAAAGCUGGCAGGGCGGGAAGUGGGAGUAGCCAGACGGUGCGGAGGAGGAUCAGUCGUGCGUGUGACCAGUGCAACCAGCUGCGCACCAAAUGCGACGGCAAACACCCAUGCGCUCACUGCGUGGAGUUUGGCUUGACGUGUGAGUACGCGAGGGAGCGGAAGAAGCGCGGCAAGGCUUCACGAAAGGAUAUCGCUGCGCAGCAAGCGGCGGCCGCUGCUCACGGCGACGACAAGGACGGCAGUCCGACUUCGCCGGUGGACGACAACUCGGACGACGGCACGGUACAGCUCGAGGAACAGCAGCGGGGUAUCAAGCGACGACGGUCGAGCAGCGAGUUCAAGCAGCCUCGAUUCCCACCGCCACCGCGCACGAAUAGCAUGACCAGCGUGCAUCAGAUUCCUAAUGGACACGUCCCGCCUAUGACGAGUAUCGAGCAGCCACAGCAAUUAAAUCACCAUCAGCACGAUCCACACAGCGGUGAGAUGCAGCACGCCAGGAUGCCGCCGAUGCAGCAGCAACCUCCUGGAGACAUGUCUACGCCACGGCUGCCUAGUGUGGGCAUGACUGAUCGGAGCGGCAUGCCCGUCGGUAUGGAUCAGUAUAACAGCUCCAUUGACGACUACCAUCGGAGCAUUCUCCAUCCUGCGGCACCGGUCGCGGGCAACAACAUCCUCCACAAUGGUGUCACCGGCAUGCCGAACCAGAUGAUCCAAGGCGGCACCAUCACCGGCUACGGCCAGAGUCCGUAUGCUGUUCCAUCGCCUGGCAGUCAACCUGGUGUGCCUGGCCAACCAUUCCAGAUGGGAGAGUCACCGAUUUCUGCUGGUGGUUUCCUAGGCCAGUCUCCAGUUGCUGGAUCACCUGGAUGGCUAUCCCUGCCGUCGCCAUCUGCGGCAUUAUACCCCGGCCUGCAGCAAGUACCUUCAAAUCAGGUGCUACGGUAUCCUGUACUACGACCAUUACUACCUCACAUUUCUGCGAUUAUACCCAUCGGCCUGGCCUGCGAUCUUCUCGAACUGUACUUCUCCAGCACCUCCUCAGCGUUCAUGCAACCUCAAUCGCCUUAUAUCCUUGGCUACAUUUUCCGCAAGCGUUCUUUCCUUCGACCGAACAAUCCACGAAUCUGCAGUCCUGCGCUUCUCGCCAGUAUGCUGUGGGUUGCGGCCCAGACAAGCGAGUCUCCGUUCUUGACCUCACCACCCUCUGCGAGAGGCAAGAUCUGUCAGAAACUGCUCGAACUCACAGUGGGACUACUGAAGCCGCUGAUUCACACGCCCGCCGACGGCACGCCAGGCGCAAGCGGCAACACUGUGAUGAACGGGAUUGCUCUGGGCGGUUUUGGUGUUGCUCUGCCAGGACAAGCGCUCGAGAUGGAAGGCGGGUCGCCGGGCGCAUCUGGUCAGCUGGACGACGUUGCCACAUACAUACAUCUGGCGACUGUGGUGUCUGCAAGCGAGUACAAGGCAGCGAGUCUAAGAUGGUGGAACUCUGCCUGGUCGCUAGCCCGUGAGCUGAAGCUAGGACGAGAACUGCCGACCAAUCUGGGUCAAGACGAGAAUAACGACCUUGGAGAUGGGCAGAUGGAUGCCAACGGAGAAUCGAUGGGAGCACCGCCUCAGCCUGGAGGCCCACCGAACGGCAACCAGCCUGGCAUGGCGAGUGAAGAGGAACGGGAAGAGCGCAGAAGGAUCUGGUGGUUGCUGUACAUUGUCGACCGACAUCUGGCCCUUUGCUACAACCGGCCGCUCUACCUUCUGGACAUUGAGUGCGAUGGUCUACUCCAACCCGAGAACGACAUGGUCUGGCAGUCAGGCGACUACUACCCUGACCCGAACCGACCGGAAGCGAGCUACUACCGCAGAGCUGGGCCUACCUUCGAGUGCACCGGCCACGGCAUCUUUGGCUACUUCUUACCACUCAUGACCAUGCUCGGCGAGAUCGUAGAUCUCAACCACGCUCGCAACCACCCCAGAUUCGGCAUGAGAGUCCGCAACAACGGCAACGAAUGGGACGCGCACGCCCACGAAAUCACAGCCCAACUCGACGCCUACGGCCAGAGCCUGAAAGAGUUCGAAGCGCAAAACAUCCCCGGCCCCGGCCACGAACAAAAGCAAGCAACCGACGGCGCGCCCAACGGCGAAGGCAUGCACCACGAAGAGCCUAGCCCGUCCAACAACUCCGUCGGCACCAGCACCUCCCACCGCAUGACGGAAGCGACGCUCCAGACCCGCAUCGUCGUCGCCUACGCCACGCACCUCAUGCAUACGCUCCACAUCCUGCUGAACGGGAAGUGGGAUCCCAUCUCCCUGCUCGACGACAACGACCUCUGGAUCUCGUCGCAGUCGUUCAUCUCGGCCACCGGGCACGCAGUGUCGGCUGCGGAGGCUAUAAACGAGAUCCUGGACUACGAUCCGGAUUUGAGCUUUAUGCCGUUCUUCUUCGGCAUUUACUUGCUGCAGGGAUCUUUCCUCCUGCUUCUGAUCGCGGACAAGCUGCAAGGCGAGGCGAGUCCGAGUGUCGUGAAAGCGUGCGAGAGUAUCGUCCGAGCGCAUGAGGCCUGUGUCGUCACGCUCAAUACCGAGUAUCAGAGGAAUUUCCGCAAAGUGAUGCGCUCGGCCCUCUCGCAGGUGCGCGGCCGGAUGGUCGAGGAUUUCGGCGAGCAGCAGUUGCGCAGGCGCGAGGUGCUGGCUCUAUAUCGAUGGACGGGUGAUGGGACGGGGUUGGCUUUGUAA
Messenger RNA from Saxophila tyrrhenica, 3021 nucleotides. RefSeq lists its product as uncharacterized. The transcript has 2 exons. Gene Ontology annotation, molecular function: zinc ion binding; DNA-binding transcription factor activity, RNA polymerase II-specific; DNA binding. Bases 1 to 3021 code for a protein of 1006 amino acids. The record is from RefSeq and is a predicted model, not a curated record. Gene Ontology annotation, biological process: DNA-templated transcription; regulation of DNA-templated transcription. Lineage: Eukaryota; Fungi; Ascomycota; Dothideomycetes; Mycosphaerellales; Extremaceae.